CAAAAAUAAAAAUAUGUUUGUUUCCCCUCGCCCCGACCGGGUCAAAAAAAAGGGCCCGGGUCAAAAGUUUUUUUGCCAAAAAAUUGCGAUGUUUUUUUUUUUUAUUUCCGUAAAAAAAUCGUGUCCGCUCCGUGUCGGUUCUAGACGUUACUUCUGCUUUUUUCGGAAGUUACCGGGAUUUAUCGAUACUUGAAAAAAUGGGUGACAGAAUAGCGUUGUCGUCUACUGUAAAGAUAAAAUACAAACACACAUCUAAAGUUGUGCCCAUAAUAGUCAACAGACUCUACAGUUUCUCCAAACACUGUACAUGGAAUGAGGUUUUGAAUGAUUUGACAGCGGACGGCGACCAUAACAUAGACAAGUUGGACGAAGUAACUGUCACCGUGUCGGACAAACUUGCCAACGGUGUAACUUUUGAGCCAGAUUUUGAAGAACAGAUACAAGUGGUUCACAACUUUGAUAAAAAAUUGAAAUAUGUACAAUUUGACGUGAUAAGAGACUUAGAACCAAAUAACAAUGUACCAAAAGGUCAAAAUCCUCCUACAUGUCCUACAGCUUUCGAUGUUUUGAUGAGAAAGUCCAGCACACUGACAAAGCUCCCUCAAAAGAUUGAUGAAGCCUCUCCCAGAUUUACAGGGUCGCAGCUAUACAUUUGUGAGGGGGUGGACAGGGGUGUCUCCAAUUCCCUCGAGAUUUAAGAGCCUUGAAGCACACAACAGAUAAAUAUGACUACACUUGCAGGGCAAUUUUAGCACCAGAAGGUUUGUAUAUUUAUUGACAAUAUUGUGAUUAAAUGACACUAAAUAAGACUGGCAUUUCUGACAGAACCAAAGCACAAGUAUGUUCAUUUGUUUAUCAUCAUGAUGAUCAAUAUCAUAAACAAUGGAUACAUGAACUAAGAUGAAUAUUCACUGUUCAAAUCUUUUUAAUCAAAUGACAAAAUGUCAGAAGAACAGAAAUUGGAUUUGUGUGUUUGUCCACAUUCAAUCUGUAUCCUUGCAUUGUUCAAAAAUUUAAAUGCUUUUUGUAGGCCUUAUAUACAUGUGCAGGAUAAAACAUGUUUGCAUCUACCAUGCAUAUUCCCCUUUUUCACUCUCCAAAAGGACAUUCAGUAUUAAAUGCACAAUCUGUGGAAAUUAUGUUUUUGGCAGCCUUUAUAUUUACAGUCAUUGAAUGAUAACAUCUUUAUAAUAUUUGUAUCAUUGAAGUAAUGGAAGUAGGGAUGAAUCUUUGAAUUUAACCUUGGGUAAUCUGAAAAAGAAAAUAAAGAGCACAAAAACAUUAAAAUCAAUUUUUUUCUCUGACAAGUGUUUUUUUUUUGGCACUUUCAGGGGAUGUUCUACAUGGAAAAGUUUUCACAAGACUCCAGCUUGCAUGUACCAGUCACAUUGAAUUUGCAUACUACAGCUCGGAUGUUGGCCGCAAAGACAUAUGUGCAUAUUGUGUUGCAACAGAGAUCCAAAAGGACAAGGACUUGUGCAAAAACUUUAAAGUUGUGCUGCCAGUUUGUGACUUGUGUCGUUCAAAAAAAUUGGAAGUCCCAAAGAGAAAUCCAAUUAAGAAAUAGUUAAUUCUAGUCUGACAAUCAGUUAAUUUUAGUCUGAUAUUCAUCCU
Molecule: messenger RNA, 1614 nt
Organism: Ostrea edulis (European flat oyster)
Lineage: Eukaryota; Metazoa; Mollusca; Bivalvia; Ostreida; Ostreidae
Exons: 2
Coding region: 198-698 (166 amino acids)
Source: RefSeq, a predicted model, not a curated record